CUAAUUUCUUAUAAAUAUACCUAGUUAGAAGUGAUAAUGGUGCUAUCAAGAAAAUACGUUGUACAAACUCCUUUCGUAGGAGAACCCAAAAAGAGUGAUUUCAAAAUAGUUGAAGAGGUUCUUCCUGAAAUUGAGGAAAAUGAAUUUCUUGCUGAAGCAGCAUUCAUCAGCGUUGAUCCUUAUCAGCGAAUGAAACUUGGUGCAACUUAUCCAUGUGACAUGAUUGGAGGUCAGGUAGCUAAAGUGAUAGAAAGCAAACAUGCCGAGUAUCCAGUAGGGUCAUGGGUAAUGGGGCACUUCGGAUGGAGAACCCAUACGAUUACAAAGCCCGAAAAUGAGAAGUUCUGUGGGCAAAAACCGUAUCUUUACAAAUUACCUGACUUUGGAGAUCUGCCAGUGUCGUUAGCACUUGGUGUUUGUGGAAGAGUAGGAAAUACUGCCUACUUUGGUUUUAAAGAGAUCUGUCAGCCUAAAGCUGGGGAAACAGUGGUGGUUUCCGGUGCAGCGGGAGCAGUCGGCUCCCACGUCGGACAAAUUGCUAAGAUUCUAGGAUGUAGAGUUGUUGGUUUUGCUGGCAGUGACGAAAAGUGUGAAUGGCUAAUCAAAGAACUAGGAUUCGACUGCGCCGCCAACUAUAAGACUACGAAUCUAGCAGCAUUUCUUAAAGAGGCUGCUCCAAAAGGUGUAGACUGUUACUUCGACAAUGUUGGCGGGGAAAUUAGUAGCAUUGUCAUGUCACAAAUGAAUAACUACGGCAGGGUUGCAGUCUGUGGAGCUAUUUCAGGUUAUAAUGAAACCGAUCCCGAAAAACGAAAAGCAACCAUGCUUCAGGGAUAUAUUGUUGGAAAACAACUUAAAAUAGAAGGUUUUCAAGUUAAUAGAUUUGCUGACCGCACAAUUGAAGGUAUAAAUCAAAACUUAAAGUGGGUACGAGAGGGAAAACUAAAAUACAAGGAACAUAUCACUGAGGGUUUUGAAGCUGCUGACAACGCUUUCAUUGGCUUGUUCAGAGGAGAUAACAUUGGUAAAAGUUUGGUAAAAGUGAAAUGAUGUGAAAAUCAAAUAACUAAUAAAAAUGUAAUUAAAGUUUUAC
This is a messenger RNA of Spodoptera exigua (beet armyworm), 1093 nucleotides long. The record is from the annotation of a GenBank genome assembly. NCBI's taxonomy places the organism in Eukaryota, Metazoa, Arthropoda, Insecta, Lepidoptera, Noctuidae.